This is a messenger RNA of Anguilla anguilla (European eel), 1102 nucleotides long. Its product is annotated as olfactory receptor 51F2-like. Gene Ontology annotation, cellular component: membrane. The record is from RefSeq and is a predicted model, not a curated record. Gene Ontology annotation, molecular function: olfactory receptor activity; G protein-coupled receptor activity. Gene Ontology annotation, biological process: G protein-coupled receptor signaling pathway. NCBI's taxonomy places the organism in Eukaryota, Metazoa, Chordata, Actinopteri, Anguilliformes, Anguillidae. Bases 86 to 1048 code for a protein of 320 amino acids. The transcript has 2 exons.
GUCUGGACAGUUAGUCUACAAUUAUUGGUCCUGAAGGACAGCUUUUUCAAAGUGUGAGAAAAAGCAAAGAGCAAACAAACCUGCAAUGAGCCCCCUAAAUUCAACCUUUUUUAAUGCCACUAUUGUGCAUCCUGAGUACUUUUUCAUAAGUGGUUUGUCCGGUAUUCCCCACACAAAAUACUACUAUGUGUUCUUGUGCUUUGUUUAUACUCUGUCUGUUCUGGGAAACACUUUUGUCAUGUUUGUGAUUUACACCGACCACUGUCUUCACAGUCCGAAAUACAUUGCAGUGUUUAAUUUGGCUGUGUCUGACUUGUGUGUGAGCACAGCAAUCGUUCCUCCAUUGAUUGACACCUUCCUGUUUAAAUCACAGUUAAUCUCUUACGAGGCCUGCUUGACUAAUAUGUUUUUUGUUUUUUGGUUUCUCUUCAUGCAGUCUUUCAGUCUCACUGUUCUGUCUUAUGAUAGAUUAGUUGCUAUAUGCUUUCCACUGAGAUACAAUGAGAUUGUGACUAAUAAAUCAAUGCUGGUGAUCACAACCAUAUUAUGGAUUAUUGCAGGAUUGGCUGUUCUCAUAGCUGUGAUUUUUAUCAGCAGACUGUCAUUUUGCAAAUCCACUGUGAUAAACAGCUAUUUCUGUGAUCACGGACCCAUGUUCAGGUUGGGGUGCAAUGACAACACUCCAAGUUAUGUGAUGAGUUGGACACAUGCUAUUAUUAUUCACUGGUUUCCGGUACUUUUUAUCAUGGGUACAUACAUUUGUAUAGCCAGAGCAUUAUUGAAGAUAGCAGUGGCCCUUGAGCGCCUCAAAGCCAUGCAGACCUGCACCUCCCAUUUGAUCUUGGUGAGUGUAUUUUAUCUUCCUGUAUGUAUUAAUGCUGCGAUGGGUUCCAUUCACCCAAACAUUAGGAUCUUUAGUACGUCGCUGGCAUUGGUCUUGCCGCCUAUGCUUAAUCCAAUAAUUUAUUCACUGAAGACAGAAGAAUUCACAGAAUCCAUUAAAAAUUUUUACAGUAGAAAAAUAUUUGUCACUGUAAGGAAUAAAUGAAUAAAUACCUUAAUCACAAAUGACUGACUGACAAGUUUAACCAUGGUCAUUUUU